Paramecium octaurelia is the source of this 624-nucleotide messenger RNA. NCBI's taxonomy places the organism in Eukaryota, Ciliophora, Oligohymenophorea, Peniculida, Parameciidae. The record is from the annotation of a GenBank genome assembly.
AUGAUCGAAUCAAAUAAUCAAACACAUUUCUAUAAAACAUUAGUACUUACAAUGUAAAAUUUAUAGAAUUAUAUACAGCAACAUUACAUUCCAAAACGUUACGAUAAGAUUGGCAACUUCAAACCAGACCAUAAACCUAACUUAAAUGAAAUAUCUUGCCUCUCCUCUUAUGCUGUCAAUUAUAGAGACUGGAAGAAACAAUAUCAUGGUCUCAUAGGUCCCAUUAAUGCUUCUAGCGAGAAGAAACUGCCAUUUGUAGCUGAAACCAAUUACAUCGAAAUUUCUUCACUUAAAAAUAUGAAAAACAAGAUCCUAUCAUCCCCAAAUAAUUGUACUCUAUAUCUCACUAUCACUAGAGGUCCAUUCCCAAACCAACCAAAAACCCUGAUCCGAGAUACUACACACAAAUCCUAAUUUUGUUUACCCUAAUAAGAUAAUGCAUCCACUUAAAAUUUGGUUUAUAGUCAAAGAACAAAUCACAUCAAAAGCUUUGAUGGGUAUUAACCACACUACAAUAAAUAAUCUACAAUUUCAAAUCAGAGUGAGGACUUUGCUGAUCGUUUCUAUCACUCUUCAAUUGUCUAAAAAUUAAUGAAAAAAAGUUAGAAAUAAUAAAAUAAUUGA